AUUAUCAACAGAACACAACAGAUUUUGGAAGGAACUACUAAAGACGGCUACAAAAUCAUAUACGGAAGAUUGCUGGAUAGCGAGCCAUCGCACUUUGUUUAUAACGACGUGAUGAAAUUGCUAAAUAUGGUAAUAGAUUUGUGGCUCUAUACGCAGGGUACCUGUAACGGCCACGUAAUAUUAUUCGACAUGAAAAACAUUUCUUUCGGCCACGUUGGCCGUUUGAGUCCCAUGGGACUCAAGAAAUUCCUUUACUAUUUACAAGAGGGUUUGCCCGUUAGGCUGAAGGGUUUCCACUUUAUGAAUGCUUCUCCGGUAAUCGAUGUCAUUCUGAAUAUGAUGAGACCCUUUAUGAAGAAACAACUGAUGGAUAUGGUAAGAUUGUAAUUAAAUUAUAUAUGUA
Molecule: messenger RNA, 403 nt
Organism: Formica exsecta
Lineage: Eukaryota; Metazoa; Arthropoda; Insecta; Hymenoptera; Formicidae
Product: alpha-tocopherol transfer protein-like
Exons: 1
Cellular component (GO): membrane
Molecular function (GO): phosphatidylinositol bisphosphate binding
Source: RefSeq, a predicted model, not a curated record